This is a messenger RNA of Eimeria maxima, 501 nucleotides long. Its product is annotated as Alpha amylase, catalytic domain containing protein, putative. The transcript is spliced from 6 exons. The annotation marks the transcript as partial. NCBI's taxonomy places the organism in Eukaryota, Apicomplexa, Conoidasida, Eucoccidiorida, Eimeriidae. The record is from RefSeq and is a predicted model, not a curated record.
GAGCCGCGCCUCGCUGUCACAUUCAUUGAAAAUCACGACACCGACCACCUUGACUACUGCCGCACCUUUUGCAAUGGGGAGCUCAACGGCGUCCUUCAGGGAUACGCAGUCAUCUUAACCCAUCCUGGUAUACCUUGCAUCUACUGGAACCACUUCUCUGACUACGGCGACUACUGCCGGCAAAAGCUGCAAGAGCUCUGCGACGUCCGGACUUCAAUGGGAAUUCACAGCACGAGCGGCCUCUACAUUGAUCGAGCUGAGAGAGGCCUUUAUACUGCAUGCAUAACCCCCAAAGACAGCUCAUGCCAACCGCAAACAGCGCGCGUUGCUGUAAAAAGGCUUGGAUUUGCCUCCCCGUUUUUUUAUCUCUCUCUUGAUUUCUUUUUAGAGCCGAAGAGCCGGGGAGUGAUGGAGAGACGGUGGAGCGGUCCGCGGAAAUUCAAGAAAAAAUCUCCCCUCUUUCCGGGCUGCAGAACGAACAAACCAGAUAUCAAGAACUAG